GUUCUCUUCUUCUUUUUUUUUCCUCUCAACUUUAUUUUCUCAGAUUUUUUUCUCUUCCAUAUUAAUUUUAAAGUAUUUUUUGACAUCAACUUGUUGGUGCUGGUCUCUUUUUUAACCCUAUAAAUCCCACAGCUUCUUUGCUCUAAAUCCCUUUCUCCUUUUCCUUCUCCUUCCCUCCUUAAGAAAAUCUUUAGCAUCUUUCAUACUCUCUGUUUUUCUUUAUUUACUCUGUGUCUAAGAUAUAGAAUUUUUUUUUUUCUCAAAGCUCUAGCUUUGAACUAAAGCCAUCUUCCAAUUUGGCUUCUUUUCCUUUUAAUCUUGAUCUUGGGUUUCAGUUUCUUGAAUCCUAAAUCAACAGCCCAUUUCUUAGUUCACACACACAUGCACACUCUGUCUCUCUCAAUUUCUUGACUUCCAAUCUCAAAAAGUUGCCAACUUCUGUACUGGGUUGGUGUUUUUGAGACUAAUUAAUAUCUCCAGCAUCAGUUUAAACGAUUUUCCUUGUGGGGUUUUUUUUUCAAAAGUCAAUCUUGAUGCUAAAUAUUUUGUUCUUGAUGUUUGAGAUUCAUGUCUCCAAUUCUCAGUGAGCUUUUCUUUUCUGGGUGUAUGAUCAAUUCCACCUUCAGGCGCAGGACCCAUCUUGUUCAAUCUUUCUCAGUUGUUUUCCUUUACUGGUUAUACUACGUUUCAUGAUUUUGGCUGUCAACGAAUCUGUUAUAUUAGCAUAUAAUUAAGUCCUAUAUAUUAAAUCUAUAUACUAGUAUUAAUAAUCUUGCAUUAUUUUGAGUCUAUUAUAACUAGUUGGGUCCUGCUAUAACCCUACAACUCUCUCUUGAUUGCUCUUUAUAAUAAUUAAGAAUCUCUGCACUCUGUUACUUGUGUUUUUGUUGCUGCUGUUGUUGGAUUAUAUGGCUUCCUCUAGUGGAACAUCUUCAGGUUCAAGUUUGCUGCAAAACUCAGGCUCUGAAGAAGAUUUGCAGGCACUGAUGGAUCAAAGAAAGAGGAAGAGGAUGAUCUCAAAUCGAGAAUCGGCAAGAAGAUCAAGAAUGAGAAAACAGAAGCAUUUGGAUGAUCUAAUGGCACAAGUGGCUCAGCUAAGGAGAGAAAACCAGCAGCUCAUCACAAGUAUCAAUAUCACUACACAACAUUACUUAAAUGUUGAAGCUGAUAACUCUAUACUUAGAGCUCAGGUCGGGGAACUUAGCCACAGAUUAGAGUCCUUGAAUGAGAUUAUCAGCUUCUUGAGCGCUGGCAAUAAUGGUGGUUAUGGAGACGCAACAGCAACUACUUUCAAUGAACCUGCUGCUGAUAGUUUCUUCAAUCCAUUGAGUAUGUCAUUUCUGAAUCAGCCCAUAAUGGCAUCUGCAGCUGAUAUUUUCCAGUACUAGGACAGACCCAUCUCAAGAUUCCCGGUCUUCAAUGGAAUGGUGAGGAGAAAAUAAAGAGAGAGAGAGAGAGAGAGAGAGAGAAGAAAUAAUGUGAUUUUCUUCCAAACUUAGUGUUCCAAAGCUUAAAGAAUUAAGAUGAUUAGAGAGUGGUUAAGAAUUAAUUAAUUUAAGGAAUAAGGAUGCUUUUGUUGUUAGAACAAAAAGGGAUUUGUGAUGAUUAGUAUUUGGUCUGUAAAUUGUGGGGUUCAUGCUGUGUAAUAUCAAUGGUUGAAUGGCUAUUUAUGAAAUCAUCGUCAUGCAGUAGUUUCUAUAUCUA
Messenger RNA from Ricinus communis (castor bean), 1704 nucleotides. Its product is annotated as bZIP transcription factor 44. The transcript has a single exon. Gene Ontology annotation, biological process: positive regulation of DNA-templated transcription. Gene Ontology annotation, cellular component: nucleus. The coding region runs from base 909 to 1388 and encodes 159 amino acids. The record is from RefSeq and is a predicted model, not a curated record. Lineage: Eukaryota; Viridiplantae; Streptophyta; Magnoliopsida; Malpighiales; Euphorbiaceae. Gene Ontology annotation, molecular function: DNA-binding transcription factor activity; transcription cis-regulatory region binding.